Molecule: messenger RNA, 2318 nt
Organism: Tribolium madens (black flour beetle)
Lineage: Eukaryota; Metazoa; Arthropoda; Insecta; Coleoptera; Tenebrionidae
Gene: Picot
Product: putative inorganic phosphate cotransporter
Exons: 9
Coding region: 464-2011 (515 amino acids)
Biological process (GO): transmembrane transport; monoatomic anion transport
Molecular function (GO): transmembrane transporter activity
Source: RefSeq, a predicted model, not a curated record
UCGGGCCGGUUCGUUGUCUUCCUGUUCAGUAGAACUGAUAAAAUUGACAACGAGCGUUCGUUUUUAACAUUUCCUUAUAAAAACAACCGACGGAAAGUUAAAUAAGUUGUGCUGUGCUCGAGUUACGUGUCCGGAGUUCGACUGUCGGCAAACACAAAACUAUAAUGAACGUUUGAUUAUGAUUUGUAUUUUCAAAUCAUUCCUCGAUCUUUUAACGAUAGUUUCGUCCCGAAAACGGAAGCGGCUCAAGUAACAUCGCGUCCACAAUCGCAUCCGCCAUUUAAAUUCGGAUUAUUUUUGGCGCCGUAUUUAUUCGGAUCGUAAUUAUUUAUUUUUUUAUUUUUUACGCUCUUUUAUCGUUGUUAACUCGUUUCGCUAGUCGAAAAUGCAUCCCAAUCGCUUGUAACAAGUGCUAUAACAUUUCGCCGAAUUAGUUUUACUCAAUUAUUCCCAAUUUAACAAAAUGAAAAACAACGUGACAAAUGGGACCAGUAACAACACCAGAUACACGGUCGUCUUUGACCAAGACAAUCUCAACAACACGGGAAAGAAAAAAACAGGAUGGUUCGGCACGAGGCAUUUUGUGACAUUUAUGCUGUUUCUUGGAAUGGCAAACGCUUACGUAAUGAGGACCAACAUGUCUGUGGCCAUCGUGGCAAUGGUAAACCACACUGCGAUCGAAAUUUCGAGUUCGAACCACGAUGAGCCCAUCGAUACCGAAUGCGGCGUUGAUGUUCCACAGAUGAACAAGUCGCAUCAAGAAAAUGACGGCGAAUUCGUCUGGGAGACCGACAUCCAAGGCUACGUCCUCAGCUCCUUCUUCUACGGCUACGUUGUCACCCAAAUUCCCUUCGGAAUCUUGUCCAAACGCUACGGCAACAUCUACUUCCUCGGCGUGGGCAUGCUGAUAAACUCCUUGUUCGGCUUACUGGUGCCCAUAGCCGCCAAUAUGGGCAUCUGGUGGCUGAUAGCCGUGAGAUUCAUUCAGGGUCUCGGUGAGGGCCCUAUUGUCCCAUGCACACACGCUCUUCUGGCAAAAUGGAUCCCUCCUAACGAGAGAAGUCGAAUGGGUGCUUUCGUUUAUGCAGGAGCACAAUUUGGAACAGUCAUAUCCAUGCCGUUGAGUGGCCUUUUGUCGGCUUCAUCCGUCGGUUGGCCGUCCAUCUUUUACGUUUUUGGGGCCGUUGGAACCGUCUGGUGCGUUGCCUUUCUAAUCUUCAUCUACGAAGACCCAGCAGCAAACCCCAAAAUGAACAUCGACGAGAAAAAAUACAUACAGAAAGCUUUAGGCAACGUCGCUGGGGCACCUAUUCCACCAAUCCCGUGGAAAGCGAUCGCGAAAUCUAUGCCUUUUUGGGCUAUUUUAUUAGCCCAUAUGGGCCAUAACUACGGUUAUGAAACCUUGAUGACUGAGUUACCAACCUACAUGAAACAAGUUCUACACUUCAGUAUUAAAGACAAUGGGUUUCUUUCGGCUUUACCUUAUUUAGCUAUGUGGUUGUUUUCGAUCUUCAUUAGUCACGUUGCUGAUUGGUUGUUAACUAAACCUUGUUUCACACAUACUAUUGUGCGAAAAUUGAUCAACGGAAUUGGUCAAUAUGGCCCCGCGAUUGCUCUAGUGGCAGCGUCAUUUACGGGUUGCGACCGAUGGUUAACCGUAGCCAUCUUAACCAUCGGUGUAGGUCUAAAUGGUGGUAUCUACUCUGGUUUCAAAGUCAACCAUUUGGAUAUCUCGCCUCAAUUUGCCGGAAUUCUUAUGGCCUUCACCAACUGUUUGGCAAAUCUCGCCGGAUUGUUAGCCCCAAUUUACGCUGGAAACGUAGUUUUGGGAACGCCUAGUCAAGCAAAAUGGCGCGUCGUCUUCAUCACGGCUGCAGGUGUUUAUGCUGCUUGUUGCACCUUCUAUAUUUUGUUCGGUUCCGGUGAACGGCAACCAUGGGAUCAACAGGAAGAUCCCGACAAGAAGAAAGAAGCAGACAGUGACCCUGAGAUAGUGACAACACGUGCUUGAUUAAAUAACUAAAAAGUACUAUUGUGAUUUCUAUUCUACAAGUUAUUGUAUAUUUUAUAUUGCCGCAACUAAACUAGUGCAGCUGUUAUUACCUAUUUUAUUUGUACUGUAGAUUGCAAUACUCUCGAGAAACCUAAGUUUUUAUUAUUAAGUGUUUUGUAGAGGUUUCGGUUUGAUCCAGUGCGAACAAGUACAAAUGGUCUCAAAAUUUUUUGUUGAUUUAAUAUUUUUAUGAAUUAGGUACAUUAUUUAAAAACUUUGUGAACAGAAUUGUUAUGAUUUAGAUAAAUACAGAAGAAAUUUUUAA